AUGUUGCCUGCAAGAAGGUCCAGAAUGUCCAAAAGGAUGGUACAAAACCUCGCGGAAAGCAUUUGCAAGCAAGUGGCCCACUUCAAUAAAAGAGAGGUGGAGUGCCUCAUCGGAGAGUUCCGUUUUUUAUUGGACGAGCCGGCCAGUCCUGCGAGGUCAGUGGGCGGCUUGGACAGAUGGAAGCUGAGAAGCUUUCUGCACAACACCCUUGGACUCACCAACGACACCAUCAUGGAUGCAGUGUUCCGGACAUUUGACAAAGACAAUGACGGGUUUGUAAGCUUGAAAGAGUGGAUUGAGGGACUCGCGGUUGUUCUUCGUGGCACCUUGGACGAAAGAAUAACGUACUGCUUCCACGUGUACGACUUGAACGCUGACAAGUACAUCACCAGGGAGGAGAUGUUACAAAUGCUGAGGUACAGCCUCAGGCUGCCUGGAGAGGAGGACCCUUACGACGGGAUCAAAGAUCUGGUGGAGAUCACACUCAAGAGGAUGGACCGCGACCACGAUGACAGGUUGUCUUUGGACGACUUUGAGAAGUCAGUGAAAGAGGUGAAUCACAUGAUUGAAGCUUUUGGAACUUGCCUCCCCAACACCACUAGGAUUGAGACUUUUGAGCAGCGUGUAUUUCAGAGUCAAGUACACUGAUGAUGCGGUCUUAGAAAUAUUUUAUAUACAGUAACAAUAGCGGUCUAUCUAUGCAACACCCAUCCAUUUUAUUCAGCCCUUGGUAACCAUUCCCACUGUCAUCCACACCUUUGGUCAAUUUAAAGUGUGCAAUGAAUCGAACGUGCAUUUUUUUGGGGGGGAAUGUGCGAAGAAGCUGGAGUACAUGCAGAAAACUCACACAAGCACUAUGGGAGACGUUCAAAAGGU
This is a messenger RNA of Phycodurus eques (leafy seadragon), 876 nucleotides long. It is a transcript of the gene clxn, whose product is annotated as calaxin. The coding region runs from base 1 to 648 and encodes 215 amino acids. The transcript has 6 exons. Gene Ontology annotation, molecular function: calcium ion binding. The record is from RefSeq and is a predicted model, not a curated record. Lineage: Eukaryota; Metazoa; Chordata; Actinopteri; Syngnathiformes; Syngnathidae.